CUAGCAGAAAGACAGACGCGACUUCGAUUAAUUGAUUCUCUUUCUCGCCUUCAAAGCAGUUGUAUUCCAAACAGGAAAAUCAUGACUCCGAAUGAGAAUAACAACACAGGCGUGACUACAAUUCCUCCUUGUUGCUUAAAAGCCCGAGCUUUUUCCACCUAUGCCGAUGUUGAAGCCAGAUGUCAUCCAACGGUUGAUUCCGGAUGGUUCUCCGGGAAUCAAACUUCAUCUGAUAAAGAUGGCAAAACAAUCUACUUCAACAGCCCCUUGUGGCCAGGAGAAGCACAUUCAUUAGAAGUAAAAGAGAUUCUAUUCAAAGAAAAAUCAAAAUACCAAGACGUCUUAGUUUUUGAGUCUUCAACAUAUGGAAAAGUGCUUGUUCUUGAUGGCAUCCUUCAAUUAACCGAAAGAGACGAGUUUGCCUAUCAGGAAAUGAUAACACAUCUUCCCCUUUGUUCCAUCAAAUCACCCAAAAAUGUCUUGGUUGUGGGUGGUGGUGAUGGUGGAGUUCUUAGGGAAGUUGCUCGUCACAACUCAGUACAACUUAUCGAUAUAUGUGAGAUAGAUCAGAUGGUUAUAGAUGUUAGUAAGAAGUUCUUCCCUGAUUUAGCUAUUGGCUUCGAGGAUCCUCGUGUUCAUCUCCAUGUUGGAGAUGCUCUUGAGUUCAUCAAGUAUGUCCCAAAAGGAAAGUACGAUGCCAUUAUUGUAGAUUCAUCGGAUCCUGUAGGUCCCGCAACAGAGCUAGUAGAAAAGCCUUUCUUUGAGAUGCUUGCAAGUGCACUACGCCCUGGUGGCGUGCUCUGCAACAUGGCAGAAAGUAUGUGGCUGCACACUCAUCUUAUUCAAGACAUGAUUUCCACGUGCCGUGAAGUAUUUAAAGGCUCUGUUCACUAUGCAUGGGCAAGCGUCCCCACAUAUCCUAGCGGUGUUAUAGGGUUUAUUUUGUGUUCAACUGAGGGUCCUUUUGUAGAUUUUAAAAAUCCCGUGAACCCGAUUGAGAAGCUAGCCAGGACAAUUCACCAUGAUAGAGAACCAAGAUUUUAUAACUCUGAGAUACAUAGAGCGGCCUUUGCAUUGCCAUCAUUUGUGAGGAAACAAGUGAGUAGUCUUUGAAGAAAUGGAUAACCAAUAAGCUAUUUUGUUGCUGGUGAAUGUAGAUUGUUGAUGUUGUUUCAUUAUUAAGUUACGUUCUACCAAUCUUAAAUGAAAUUAAUAUUGGAAAUAGCCAUACCAUAAAACGAAAAUAACAUGUUAAAAUGAAAAUAACAUGUGAUAAGGGAAUAUAUGGUUGUUGUUGAUUUUUGUGAAAUUUGUAU
Molecule: messenger RNA, 1316 nt
Organism: Lactuca virosa
Lineage: Eukaryota; Viridiplantae; Streptophyta; Magnoliopsida; Asterales; Asteraceae
Source: the annotation of a GenBank genome assembly